Molecule: messenger RNA, 5869 nt
Organism: Trichobilharzia regenti
Lineage: Eukaryota; Metazoa; Platyhelminthes; Trematoda; Strigeidida; Schistosomatidae
Source: the annotation of a GenBank genome assembly
CACUCCCUUAGGAGUCAACCAAAGAAGUCUACCAAAGACCGGGGACCUUAACUUUAGAACCAGCACGACUUAGUCUGUAUUACCACGUGCAAACGGCAUUGGAUGUUGAAUAUUGGAGUUCCGCCUAUUUAGAAUAAUGACUAAGAAGGCGAAAAGUGACAUUGCCGAGAGACUGAAGGUGGUGGGUGUAAAAUGCGAUUGGGGGACUGUUUUGGAAAAGGACAAUGAGUUUUCAUCUGUAACCAGUGAUUUAGUUUUUGAAAUAGGAAGGGCUCACUGUGUCUCUUCAAAUGUACAUACAAUAACAGAAGAGUAUGAUUAUGAAAAUUUUGUAAAUAAUUUGGAGAAAUUUCUGUCGGCUUAUGGAUGUCCGUAUGUAGCUCUAACUGAAGGUUCGGUAUCUGAACGAUACUCGUCUGCUGCUAAUCGUGCUUUACUUUUGCAAUAUCUCUGUUCAGAAGUGAUGACUACGAGACAAAUGUCGAAAGUCAAUUCAGGCAAUAAGCAAACUAAUGGAAACCAUUCAAUGGAAGUCGAAACAUCCGAAGAUCUGGAAAUUUUGACAUGGAUGCACAGGGCAUUUGUAGCUCUUGGUUUGACAAUUCCUCCGGAUGGUACUGCAUCUUCCUUAAUAUAUUCUAGUUUUCAAAAAGGUAUAUCAGAUAGUCUUUCACGAUGUCCACCUAAUCAUAUGGGUAAAUCGGUCAUUCCGCUGACUGGUAUUAGUGACCGACAGUGGUCGCAGAUAAGUCGCAUUGCUGCCUUGCUUCAACAGCAGUAUGCCAGUCGUCAGUCUACUCUGUUGAAACGUUUAGAUGUUACAGUGCAAAGUUUUAAAUGGUCGGAUAAAGCAAAGUCUAAUUUAGACAAUAUCACUGCUGUAUAUAACCCAAUUAGAGGAAAAAUGGGACAGAUUCCCUAUCCUGGCAUUCCGGAAGUUUUGGCUGUACGAGAUAAUAUGAUAUUACGGAUUGAAAAGACGAGUGGUGCCAGUUCACGUCGUUACACAUCAUGUGACCUAAAUAAGAUUUUGAUUGGCAGAGUUCCUGAUCGAGGUGGUAGAGCAUGGGAAUUAGAACCUCCCCCACCUGAAAUGCCGGCCUUCAAACAACGCCAACCAGACAGUGGUGGCGGUGGACAGAGAGGUGGACGUGGCGGCGGUGGUUUCGGUGAUAAUCCUGGAGGUCAUCGUGGUGGCUAUGGAGAUCGUGGCAGAGGUCGUGGAGAUGGAGGAUAUGGAGGCGGUGGUUAUGGUCGUGGUGGAAUUGGAAAUGAAAGAAGAAGUGAUAUUGGUAAUAGUGGGAGAGGUGGCAGUGGUGGCUUUACUCAGGGAUAUCAAAUGCAUGGUCAACCGACACCGUAUAUGGGUGGUGGUGGUGGCGGCGGCGGUUAUAUUGCAGAUCCUUAUCAAAUGGCUGUGACGAACCAACAGAUGAGCGGGUUGACGUUAUUUGAACCUGGAUUGUCAGUUGGUCCACAGCAGAAUUUUGUCUUUCAAGUAAGGGAUCACAAUAUUGUUUUAUCAUCCUCCAUUCACUAUAGUUUGGUUGAUUUGUCAAAUUGUUUCUGCUUUCCUACUCAUGAGAAUGUUAAACCUGUUUGCGAAGCGGAAGAAUGUGACGCUUAUCUAUCAGUGUCUGUUUAAUUGGAACUUUUAAAUUCCUUGUUGUUUGUUGAUUUCACUGAAUGGGAAUGCUUCUUCUCUUUUGCCACAUCGGUUUUAUAGUCUAGACUCUUCAAUGAUGAAUGGAAGUUAACUUAUUGUUAUGGUUAUUCCAAUCCAGCUGGGAACACCGUCACUCAUUAGCAUUCUGGUACACUCAGCUGAAUAGUCCAACGAGAAACACGUGUCCCAAAUUCCACUGCUAGCCACCACCAACUGAACAGCUUAUCAUCCUUAUAAUUCAAUUAACAAAGUGCAUCGGUGGCACAGUGGUUAAGACUCUCGCCGAUUAUGCACAUGGUCCGAGGUUCGAUCCUCUGCCGACUCACACCUGAUAUCUAUGGUCGGCCUGCGAAAUUUGGUCUACCGAUAUCCAUGCUGAAGAUUCCAUACUUGUACCAAAAAUACAGUGUGGAGUCAAGCUGUAAUAAAAAAAAAGUGCUCCGUUAUGGAUAAGAUUUUUAUUUUUUGGUGAGGAGACUAAUUGAUCACUAUCUCAUUAUGAUGAAUUCUCAAGACGAAUUUUUCAUCUAUUUGGGCGGGGGUGGGGGAGGGCACGAUAUUUUUUAAAAUUCAAUUUUAAACCCACCCAAUAUACAUAUCAACUUUUCUAUUAGUUAAAGUAGGGAAAUAAAUUAAUUUUGGACUUCUUGCUGACUAAUACGUUAUGACAGAUGCAGAGGCUAAUAUUUUAAUGCUUAUGAAGAGAUAUCAUCUACAUUCACCUUUAAGGUCUCAGUUCUUUUUGUCUGUAUACGAUGCAGCAGCUGUUGUAAGCACUUAGUAUUGCCAGGUCCUGUGUUCAUAUUCUUUUCUUCUGUCCUCUUCGCCGCCUGAUUAUUAAUGUGUUGUACCUAAUAUAAAGGUGUCGAAUAGUUUAAACAGAACAUCUUGUACUGUGUAAAUUAUCUUUGUACUGUACACUACACUACAGUGGUGUACUCCGUUGUUUUGAAUUGUAAUUUUUGUAAACCAGACUAACGAUAUGUCAUAGCGGUAGCAGUAUUUCAGUUGACAGGCUGCUUUGGACAUGGGAAGUGAUACAUGUUUACUGUUAAAAAUCGAUAAAAGUUAUCGGCAUUUCCUAUUCUCUAUAAAAGUCGAACCUACAUUAUCACUCGACGAUGAAUUCAGUAAACUUACCAUUAAGGCAUUCAAAUCACGUUGAUUACCAUUUGGUAGCCAUCUAAGAUUGGUAUAAAUAACAAACUAACAGAAGAGAACAACACAGGUAUAGUCGGCAUUAUAGAAUGAAGAGAAUACCACUGAUCGGUUAAAAUUGCUAAUUGUUCAGUGUAAACAGGGCUUUCGAGUUGGACCUGCGAUACAUUUUUCAUACUAUGAUUUAGUUGACAUGGGUUAGAAAAACAUCUCAAGUCGACUAAAUUCUGCUUCUCUUUUUUGGUUUUCAAAUUCCCUUAUCAGAUCACUCUUGGUAUUAGGUAAUGUUUGCGAAUCAGUGACAGUUCCGUUGAACUGGUUUGAUGAACGAUUACCAUUCUUUGCAAGAAAGGAGACACAAGUCUUCAGGUGACAAGCAUUGGGGGCAGGAAGGGUGUGAGCCUGAAUAAUAUAGUAUCUAAAGUUCUAGGCUUCCAAGUCAUGCAUAGACUGAAUGAUGCUAGGUAGAGAAAUAUAUAGGUGAACGUAUUGUUUAUCUAUCAUGUAGUCUAGUCUAAAUGAUAACGGUAGUCUUUGGUUAGUAACACACCUAGAAGAUGGUACACUCGACUUAAAUCUUUUCCUAGAUGAAAACUUGAUUCUAGGUUUCUGUUCUCAGAUUGACUGACUAAGGAAUCAGCACAGAAAUCGUCUAUGACAUCAGCUGACUUCAUAGACCUAACAGUUUACUCUCUCUCUCUCCCUCUCUCUGAUAUACUAUAACUUAUCACAACUACUUGUUUUUCACUCUGAUACUUUUUAAUUAUCAGCCAGGAAAACAGAAGAAUGGCUCAUAAGGUGUCAUCAAGUGGACAAUUUCCACCAUUCUUAUCACUAAGACUCCUUAAUCAUUGAAUUCCAACGUCUUCAUCGUUGAAUGUGUACCACUUUAAGUGGUUCAAACUGACAGAAAAUCACUUGAUAUAUUCGUGCCAUGUUUUUGUCUGGUCAUAUUUAACACUUCCAAGCAAAUCCUACUCCGAAUGACACUGUUUACUGGCAAAGACAUUAGCUUGUAGUGCGUUAUAUGCAUCCUGUCCACUAACCUUGUUCGCAGAACAUGUAUGUAAAAAGUACCAUUUCAGUAGGUGUGAUUACAAAAAAUAACUUUGCCAACUUUAGUAGUGCUAGCUAACAUCAGUAAGUUUUACUGCUGACAAUAAUAGUCUCACGUUAUAAUAGUUUAGCAGCGAUAGAAGAAUGUUAGCUAACUGAAUGAUAUUUAAUUAGCGUUGUUCGAGUUCAUUCAUUUUCGAGAAAUAAGUCUCAAUAAAUAACGAGGCUAUAAAUGACCAUUUCUUCUUAUCUACCGCUGCUUUUGUGGAAUAUUUUUGUGCUUCUUUUCUUAGUCAGCUAAUCACAUUCUCAUCCCUAAGAGCUGUAGAUAAUUAAGCUGUGUAUUCUUCAUUGUAAUUUAUAACAGUACGAAGAUAAUUAUAAUUUUAUUGUUAUUAUUAUUAUUGUUUCUUUUAAUUCCUAGAGGAACAUUUGGCUUCACCCGCACGUCUCCAUUGCGUUCGGCUCUCUGCCAACGUUUUCACCUUACUCCAUGUCUGCCCACUUGCUUUCAUCUCCUCUUCACAUGAGCUCCCCCAUGUCACUCUCGAAAUGACGACCAACUCGGCGCUUCCCGUUCAAAGUUUAUUCGAGCAAUUGCCCGGCGUGUGAUCACUUGAUAAUUUCCUUAGAGUUAUGACCAAUCCACCUCCAUUUCUUCGUGCCUAUUUGUUGCACGAUUGUUUCCUGCUGGGUUCGUUUGCUCCCAGAGAUCCAUGUUGCUGAUCUUAUCUGGCCAUCCGAUUUUGAGCGAAGACAGCUGAUGAUGAAAGUCUGUAGUUUGUCCAAAGUGCCCUUCGUGACACGCUGGCCAAGUCUCCUAUCCAUGUAGUAGUACUGACUGAAUUCAUAUUGGAGUUUACAAUCCGGAUCUUACUUUUCAUGCUGAAUGCUGAUGACCUCCACACAGACUUGAGAGAAAUGAAAGCUUGACUUGCUUUCCCGAUCCUCGCAUUGAUAUACUUGUCACUUCCAUCUGCCUGUGGUUGAAACGAUGCCUCCCAUGUAAGUAAAGGAUAUUGUUUAUUAGUGACUUCUAAUAAACAUUCAGACAGGUAUUCGAAUAUAAAGAGUUGGCUAAGAAAUGUGUUUUAGAUGUCUUGCCAUUGCUUUCCUCAACCGGCAGUGUUCGCUGACAUAGGAUCAUGUUUUUAAAGAGUUAAUAGUGGUGGUGGUCAACUUGGAACAUAGAAUCAGUCAAUGAAGUCUUUAACAGUUAGUUUGAACCAAGUAAGCAGGUAUGGACUGCCUGGUUGAGGUCUCCGGGAUUUUAAGAAGCAAUGGUUGGAGAUAACCGUUGAUGAUAUGGCUCAAAAUCGUCCUUGUCAAUGGCACAGAUUCAUUCUCUCUGCUAUAGCCACUAAACCCGCAUGUUUUUCCGUGUUUCUGUUAUUUCUCCCUCAAUUUUCUGCUCAUUAAAGUCAUUUUGGAUUUCUUUUUUCUCUUCUUUGUCUCUGCUUUUGUGUGCUACAUGAAGUGUGACAAAUUAUAAUGCUUCACUUCCGUACAAAGGUCUCUGUUGUAACGGAGUCAGUCACUAGCACAUAAAACUUCACAUGAAAGUGCACUGCGUUUAUAAAACGUUAUAUAUUAUUAGCUUUAUCCGAUCCCUCGACUUCUAAUUGAAUUACUUUACUCAUGAAUAAUUUACUUUGUUUUUCUAAGCAAAUUUUUUUUAUUUUCCUUUGAAGCCUACAAGCGGAUAUGUCUCCGGUGAUAACAAUUACAGUAGAGGUCAACGAGGGGGACGUGGAACUGGAGGCGGCAAUCGUGGGAGUCGCGGAAGACCUUAUUAAAUGCUGUUAUCUCUUUCCUAGUUUCAUCAUUAACUUAUACCGCUUCUUUGCUUUACCUCAUUGUUAAUGUGAUAGCCGUGUUAUGUUAUGGGCUUGUUUUUUGAAAUCUGUUUUUUCUUCUUCCUAUUUGACGAAAAAUUGUUCCUUUUCUUUUAUAUUAAAUUGCUGACAACAAUAAAAAUUUUAUGGAUGG